AUGAGUACUUAUUCAUGAUAAUAUGAUAUUAACAAGCUCCAAAGCUAAAUCAACUUUGGGUACUUUUGUUUUGUUUUUGUUUUUUGCUUUGGGACUUCCCACAGUACUAGAAACAGACAAAGUUUUCUACUUUUUUAAUAUGAAAAGGCAAUGAGUUCUUCAAAUCCAGCUCUUGAAGUAUCGGUCUCGUUUGGUAGAUUUGAGAAUGAUUCACUUUCUUGGGAGAAAUGGUCGACUUUUUCCCCAAACAAGUACUUGGAAGAGGUUGAGAAAUGUGCUACUCCUGGAUCAGUUGCCCAGAAAAAGGCUUACUUUGAAGAACAUUACAAGAAGAUUGCUGCUCGGAAAGCUGAGUUACUGGCUCAAGAGAAGCCCGAUGAAGGAGAUCCGGUUCGUAAAUCUAAUGGCCAUGAAGUAGAUAAGCAAGAAAUUAACUUGUUAAGUGCGGUUACCGAAGGAGAUGAGCCGAAUCAGGUGCCUGAAAUUGCCAUAAAGUGUCGAGAUUCAUGGGUUGAGGAAUUGAAAGAGAGAAUAAAUAGCAUGGUAGAGAAUGAAGAGAAAACAGUAGAAAGUCCUGAAGAGUUAAACAAACCAGAAGAAACUUCUCUUGAAGAAGCCUUUUUGGUGAAAAAAGAAAUGGAAACUCCUUCAGAGGAGUUUCGAGAUGUUAUCGAGUUAUCGCAGAGAUGGGAAAAUGUCGUCGAUAGCACUCCCGAGAUUGAAGAUAAAAGCUUGAGAUUGGAUCAAUCUGGACAAUCUCAUAAGAUCACAGCAGUGAAUAAGGAGAGGAAUGAUUCGAGGAAAAAGAAGAAACCUGCCUCCCCUGUGAUUAAAACACCACAAGUUACCACAUCUAGAGCAUCAAAGCCGACAUUAACUCCUACGUCAUCUGCUCCGAGAACUCGAUUGAAAGCAGGAACUACAUUAUCUUAUUCAUCAAUCAAGUCCAAAAAUUCUUCUGUGGAGCAAAGCAAGAAAGUGACUCCUAGAUCCUUGCACAUGUCUCUUAGUUUAGAUCCCUCGAGCCCUGGCCCGGCUUCCCUUCCUGCAACAAGGAAAUCGUUGUUUAUGGAGAAAAUGGGAGAUAAGGACAUUGUGAAGCGAGCAUUUAAGACAUUUCAGAGUAGUUAUAAUCAAUUGAAACCUUCCACUCAGGAACAAUCUGCAGCAGCAAAAACGGUUCCUGCGAAGGGGAGAGAAUUGAGGGUUCCAUCUUUGACGACUCCACAAAAGGAGAAUGGCGGGUCUUGUAGAGUUAAUAGCAUGGAGAAAAAGAAUGCUAAGGCUGCUCCAUCUUAUUCCGGCUUGAAAAGUGACAAAAGAGCUGAGCGAAAAAAAGAGUUCUCCAAGAAACCGGAAGGAAAAUCCAAUGACAGGGAAGCAGCAAGAAAUCUACAGACUAAAUCAAAGGAUAACAAAGAUGCAGAGAUAAAAAAAUUAAGGCAGAGCCUUAAUUUUAAAGCUACACCCCUGCCAGGUUUUUAUCAUGGACAGAGAACAUCAAAAAGCCCCCUCGAUAAGAUUGGUUCCAAGAGUGACAUCCACCGGUAACCAAGCUUCCUCAGGUCAAAAAACAAUGCAUCAUUAGAAACUAGGGAGGGAAUAUCAGGAAUGUUUUUUCUAUAUAUAAAAAAGGAUGGGAAGGAAGAACACAUGAGGUGCACAUCGGCUUCGGAGGCUAACUACGUUUCCGGGCAAGGAAGGGUAUAUCUGAAAGCAUGUUUUAAUUGAGGAUCCAUGCCGUUUAUGAGUCACAUAUAGAAAUCGUCGCUGAUGAGUCAAAUGUGUUUAUAUUGAAUGCGUCCAUUUUGGCAUCAAGUUGGUAGAUAUAGUAGUAGCAAAAGUAUAUUGUGGGGUAUCUGAAUGUGUGCAACAAGAACACUACCGAAUGUGUAUCGAUUUAUCAAAUCCUGCUUGACAUUUGAGAUUGAAUCAAUUUCAAGUUUCAGUGACAACCCGUUUGU
Hibiscus syriacus is the source of this 1964-nucleotide messenger RNA. Its product is annotated as protein WVD2-like 7. Lineage: Eukaryota; Viridiplantae; Streptophyta; Magnoliopsida; Malvales; Malvaceae. The record is from RefSeq and is a predicted model, not a curated record. The transcript has 8 exons. Bases 151 to 1551 code for a protein of 466 amino acids.